UCCGGUCCAACCCCUCCACCCACUCACAUCCGGGCAUCCAACACAUCCGUUUCAUUCAUCCACCCAAUCAGCCCACAGCCGCAUCACACAACGCGACAUACUACCAUGUCCGACUUCGGCAUGAAACGCGAGCACCGCGACCUCAUUAUUUCCCGCUUUAGCACGCUCGUCAAAGAGCUCAAGAUCGCCUCACUCCUUCCCUACUUCACCGACGGAAAGUGUCGCUUCGGACUCGACGAUUUCGAGCUCAUCCGCAGCCGUCCGACUUCCUACGAGCAGUCGGAGUGUUUCCUUGAUAUGUUGCUAAGGAGUGGGCCGCAUGCGUAUGAUACACUGAUGGCUGCGCUUGAUCGGGAGCAGCCGAGGUUGAAGAAGAUUUUGUUGGGGGAGAAUGAAGUGCGACUGCCGAAUGGAGAUCAUGAAGAGGCUGAUGCAGAGAGUCUGACGUUUGAACGUCGUGGGUGUGACGAGUUUUCCGUUUACCACUUCCUGGAAGGGAUUGGAUUGAAGGAGUUGUCUUUCAUCUUCUCGAAAAACAACCUCACAAUGACACAGCUGAUAACCAAAACAGAGAACGACUUCAUCGAGAUCGGCAUUCGUAAACAAAACGACCGACAAUUGCUACUCGACGCUCUCAAGAAAUACCGGAAAGGUUACCUCCGUCGCAAACGCGUCCCACCACCACCACCCAGCAUCACAAAUGAAACCAACACACAAAGCAAUGGCACUGAAGUCAUAAGAGAGAGCAGCCAGGUGACCAAAGCUGUGCAUGUGGGAGAACCCGGAAGUGUCGUACGUCACCAGAUUGCUGAUUCUUGGGGGUUGGUGUUACACGGUGGGAAUGGCAUCGACGUGCAGAUGUUGAGGAGACUGAGAGGGAAGUCACGGCAGGGAAUGUGUAAUGUGAUUAAAGAGUUCAUUACUGAUGCAACAGAGCUUGUGAACAAGAACGAGUUAGAGAGAGCGUAUCACUGUCUACAUCAAUGUUUCACUCAGGCGCAGGACUUGACUCCACCAGCUAUGAAUCUUGCAGCCAGCAGUAUGUCACACAUGGGCGCGAUUCAUUGUUUGCAUAAUGAGUUGGAGAAGGCGGAGAAUUGUUUUAAGGAAGCGUUGACGCUUUAUCGAAAAGCGUACAGCACUAUGGAUCAUGAGGAUAUCUCACUGACUCUGCACAAUCUCUCUCAGAUCUGCAUUGAUCAAGGAGACCUCGAAGGUGCAGCGUAUUGGAUGGAAGAGCACGUCAACAUGCAGAGAAGAAUGAACUCACACAAACUAUCUCAACUCAUUCCAGAUUUGCUCAGUUUACGAUCGGUGUAUCAGCGACAGGGUCUCAUCGGUGACGAGCUGUGCAUCAUGGAAGAGGUUCUUCAGAUACAACAGGAAAACCUUCCACCCGUACAUCCUGACACUGCAAAGACAUUGAAUGAGCUUGGUGCAUUGUUCGUGUACAAGGGAAACAAGAAAAGUGCUCUAGAGAAGUUCAACCAGUGUUACGAUAUGGCGGCACAAUUGAAAGACGAAGAGUUAAAAACAACGGCUUGGGAAAAUAUUGGAGUCGCUGCAUGCCAACUUGGAGACGGUGACGAGGUGUCGUCUCCAUCAUCAUUCAAUCCUCGUCGAUCAUUGAGGAGGGAAUCAUCACUACUUGUUCCUACAGUCCCACCAAGACAAUCUCGCACUCUGCCUAACCCUUCAGUUUCCGAAGCAUCUUCUGGAGACAAGUCAGAUGACAUCAAAGAAAGAUCAAGCAGCGGAAGCUUUUGCCAAGGAAUGAACAGAAACAACGGGAAUCAACUUGCGAAAGCUUGGUCAUUGGACUCUGUAAAUUUGAAAGAUAAAUAUGUGUCUGAAGGUUUUGCUGUGUCCAAGUUUUCGAGGGACAAUUGCAGAUUCUCAGCACCAUGCAUGAAACAUCGGGCAAUACCAGCGCGUCCACCUAAACCAAAACAUAUGACGGGUUUUGGUCAGACGAGCAGUGACGAGUUUCUCGAUCCUCGUAAUUCAUCUGAUUCUGAUAUUUUACUGCAGCGUCUUGCAGAUCAAGAAAUUCGAUCCGGAACAAUACGCAAACAACAACUCCUCACAAGAACUGCACUAAGUGAACGACAUCGAGGCGACUUCAUGGAUCCCGUGUCUCAACAGCAACGAGACGUUCUGAUCAAAAUCCUUAAAAAUGCCGACAAUGACGAGACCCAGCGGAGACUUUUCUUUAUUGAAGCGAAGAUCUUGGUUCAACUGAAGCAUCCGAAUGUCGUCACUCUGUUUGGCAUCGUCACGACAGGAGCCGAACCGAUGAUUGUUACGCAGUAUUUUAAGCAUGGAUCUGUAUACAAGUUUUUUCAGAAACAAUGCAAUUCCGGUCGCAGCUUCUACCUCAAUCAACUCCUCCACAUGCUAAUGGACAUCUGUUCCGCCAUGAAAUAUCUCUCACAGAUCUCAUGCAUCAUUCGAGUAAUCUCAUCACGCACUGUGUAUGUCACCGAAGACGAACGCUGCAGGAUCACAGACUUUGGAUUUGCUCGUAAGGCAGUUGACGAGCUCUACAGCUCAUCGCAUAUGCGAGCUGUUCCUCUCCAGUGGACGCCGCCCGAGAGUUUUCCUCCUUAUUUGGAUUGUUCGGUGAAGUCUGAUGUGUGGAGCUUUGGAGUGUUUAUGUGGGAGGUGCUGUCAUUGUGUCAGAGUGUUCCGUACUUUAAUAUACCACAGGAGCCGACGUUUGUACAGCAGCUUAAUGAUGGGUUGAGACCGGCAGUGUUCAAGCCUUGUAAAUCAGAACUUCGUGUUCUGAUGGAAAAGUGUUGGCGAAAGGACACAAAGGACCGUCCAUCCUUCCUACAGAUCGAAAGUUGCCUGCUUGACGAGUCUCGCCAGGCCGACCGCAACAACAUGAAAGUCGGUCCGAAGAUCGAAUUCUUUCCUCAUCAUCACUUCAUCGAGACCAAACUGCCAGGUUUACCAGAGUUGUAGGUACAGGUAGAGUGAUUGCAUGCUGCGUGGGCGUGGUCAUAUGGUACUUGCUGUAGUAUACUUGCAGCUGGUGAUGCAUGUAUGCAGUAUAUAUAUAUGCGGAUGAUUGAGGACACUUAAUUGUAUUAUCUUUGUAGUUAAUCUUGCGUAGCCGUUUUCGUUUGAAAAGGGAAAUUGUGAGAAGGAAAAUUCUGGCCAUGCGAGGCUAGUGUUGGGCAUGCGCUGU
Corticium candelabrum is the source of this 3196-nucleotide messenger RNA. RefSeq lists its product as uncharacterized. Gene Ontology annotation, molecular function: protein binding; ATP binding; transmembrane receptor protein tyrosine kinase activity. The record is from RefSeq and is a predicted model, not a curated record. Gene Ontology annotation, biological process: cell surface receptor protein tyrosine kinase signaling pathway; protein phosphorylation; positive regulation of kinase activity. Gene Ontology annotation, cellular component: plasma membrane; signaling receptor complex. Lineage: Eukaryota; Metazoa; Porifera; Homoscleromorpha; Homosclerophorida; Plakinidae. Bases 106 to 2970 code for a protein of 954 amino acids. The transcript has 22 exons.